Drosophila miranda is the source of this 1732-nucleotide messenger RNA. Its product is annotated as dnaJ homolog subfamily B member 12. The transcript has 7 exons. The coding region runs from base 333 to 1475 and encodes 380 amino acids. Gene Ontology annotation, biological process: cellular response to misfolded protein. Gene Ontology annotation, cellular component: endoplasmic reticulum membrane. Lineage: Eukaryota; Metazoa; Arthropoda; Insecta; Diptera; Drosophilidae. Gene Ontology annotation, molecular function: Hsp70 protein binding. The record is from RefSeq and is a predicted model, not a curated record.
GCCUCAUUUUUUUUUGACUGGUGAAAAGUUCAUCCUACUUAGUAAAAUCAAUUAAAUUGUAGUGGAAGACCUAAACUUAAUAGGCAAUACUAGUAAUAGAUACAACAAAAAGUUGAGAAGAGCCUUACUGAUAGGAAAAGUAGCAGUAGCAGGCUCUGUUGGAUGUGUUUGGAUGUGUGUAGUCCGGAAAUAUAUUAUAUAUAUACACACAUACGGGCUCUCCUACGCAUACAGUGAUAAGCCAGUAUUUACUGAAGAAAAAGCGACUAUAAGCACCACGUAGUAUCCAAAAAAAUCAUCAGCUGUUCAAGACGCAACAUCAAAUAUCCAGCAUGGAAGGGAACAAGGACGAGGCACAGCGGUGCAUUGAUCUCGCAGUGCAGUCCCUGGCCGAGGGCAAAAUCGACAAGGCGGAAAAGUUUCUGCUCAAAGCAGAGAAGCUCUAUCCCACGGAGAAUGCAAAGAAGCUACUGGCUAGAGUGAAGAGCACACCUGGCAGCGGCAGUAAUGGCAAAUCGCGACCAGCAGCCGCCGCCGAUGAGAAGGACAGUGGACCCAGAAAGCGCACCAAUUCGGACUCGCGUAACACCGCACCCGACUACUCCAACGAUCAGCUAGAGGCUGUGCGAAAGAUCAAAAAAUGCAAAGACUAUUACGAGGUCUUGGGCGUCAGCAAGACCGCCACGGAUUCGGAGAUCAAGAAGGCUUACAAAAAGUUGGCCCUACAAUUGCAUCCCGACAAGAACAAGGCCCCUGGAGCCGUGGAGGCCUUCAAGGCCCUCGGCAAUGCUGUUGGCGUCCUUACCGAUGCGGAAAAGCGCAAGAGCUAUGAUCUUUAUGGCAUAAACGAGACAAGCAAUGGACAUAGUCACAACAAUGGAGGCGGAAACCAUGGACAUGGACAGUACUACAAUGAAUACGGAUAUUCGCGCGGUUUCCAGGCCGACAUCAGUGCGGAAGAGCUGUUCAAUAUGUUCUUCAAUGGCGGUUUUCCACAGCAGAAUGGGUAUAUGCGACAGCAACGGCGCCAACGGCAGCAGCGUGAGGAUCGCGAGGGAAACAAUUCAUCGGCUUUAAUCAAUUUGUUGCCCAUCUUGCUGCUCGUUGGCCUGUCCAUGAUUUCGUCCUUCUUUAUCUCUGAUCCUAUGUACAGCUUGACGCCCUCGCAUAAAUACUCGGUGAAGCGUGAGACGAACGGCCUGAAGGUUCCUUACUAUGUGAAGGAGAAUUUCUAUUCAGAGUAUCAGGGAUCUGUGGCGCGACUGGAGGAGUCUGUUGAGGAGGACUUUGUCAAUCAUCUCAAACACUCUUGCAGUCGUGAACGGAAUUAUCGUGACUCUAUGCUGGCCAAGGCGCGUACGUUUGGCGAUCGGGACCUGUAUCGCAAGGCGCAGAAUAUCAAUACGCCUUCAUGCGAGAAUCUGCAAAAAUUUUAUAUAUGGCACGACGGUCAACACGAUCAGAGUACUUGGUAGAAGAUGUCUCUUCUCCAAAAGUGGAAUAUAUAUAAAGUAUAGUGAAAUCUCCCACAUACCAUACAUCCCCCCGGCAUGUUUGAAAGCGAAGCGAACGCAACUGCCAUUAAGUCAUGUCACGUAUCUACGAGUACGCGUAUCUACAUAUAAGUGGGAGGCUGAAAUCCAAGGACAUGCGUGUUUUUUUCAUUAUUUAGAAUUCGGAUUUAGACAUAAUGCAAGGAUACGAUAUGUAUCACAUACAUACAAAAACAUAU